This is a messenger RNA of Letharia columbiana, 1008 nucleotides long. RefSeq lists its product as uncharacterized. Gene Ontology annotation, cellular component: cortical actin cytoskeleton. The transcript has a single exon. The record is from RefSeq and is a predicted model, not a curated record. The coding region runs from base 1 to 1008 and encodes 335 amino acids. NCBI's taxonomy places the organism in Eukaryota, Fungi, Ascomycota, Lecanoromycetes, Lecanorales, Parmeliaceae. Gene Ontology annotation, molecular function: actin filament binding. Gene Ontology annotation, biological process: positive regulation of actin filament depolymerization; actin filament depolymerization.
AUGGGCGAGGAAGGGAAGGUCAGCAUACCGGACCAUCAGGUUGGGGUUGUGUGGCCUGCUGGCAGGUCGGAUGGGUUGAUCAUCAGUCUAGGCCUCUCGGGUGAUCUGAAUUACCUCCAAGAAGGAAACCCAGGAACCUUGCGGACAGUUCAGGGACACCAGAAGAACAUCACAGCUAUCACAACCGACAGGGAACACAGCUCGGACCCGACUUUCUUCACUGGCAGUAGCGACGGCCGCAUCUGUGCUUAUGAUGGGACGGGAGAGGGCGAGACUAUCGAUGGCGAUGCCCACAAGAACUAUGUCUCUGACCUCGCUACUUCCAACGCUGGUCGUAUCUACAGCGUAGGCUGGGACGAUACCCUCCGCUCCAUCGAUGUAUCUGCAAGGACCUUCACCGGCACCUCAACUAAAACAGACGGUCAACCGCGCGGCGUUGCCUUGACAUCCUCUAGUACGGCAAUAGCGACACACAAAGGCAUUUUCCUCCUCUCCCAGAAGGACAACUCAGUCAUAAAACACGUACCAACAAAGUACGCCCCUACGGUCCUCGCAGCAGGCAAAAGCCACAUCGCCGUAGGUGGUGACGAUUCUCAACAGCACAUGUACGACCUAGACCUCAACCACGUCAAAUCGAUACCGCACCCCUCGCAAGUCACAGCCUUGGCCUUCUCCCCAGCCUCAAACCAGUAUUUGGCCGUCGGCUUCUCCUCCGGCAAAAUCAUCGUCUACGAACCCAACAACCCGGAACCGGUCACCACGAGAUGGUCCGCGCACACGGGGAGAGUAAUGAGUAUCGACUGGGAUGAGAAAGGCGAGAGAGCAGUCAGUGGAGGGCUGGACACCGAUAUCUUCGUGUGGAGCGUGAAGAAGCCGGGCCAGCGCAUUAGCGUAUCGCAGGCUCACAAGGAAGGCGUCAAUGGCGUCAGAUGGGCUGGCGAGAACGAAGUUGUGAGCGUUGGCGGGGAUGCUGCUGUUAAGAAAUGGAAGGUGGAAGGAGCUGUUUGA